GGAAGCGGGUCCCGGGGCAGGAAAGGAAGGCGAGCAGGGGAAGCGGGGCGAUGCCGCUGCUGCACCGAAAGCCCUUCGUGAGGGAGAAGCCCCCCGCGGACCUGCGGCCGGACGAGCGCGUCUUCUACUGCAGGGAUAACUAUCUAGAUCCUCUUUGUGAUUUUUUUGAACGCACCAUUCUGUGCAACAGCCUUGUAUGGAGUUGUGCUGUCACAGGUAAACCAGGACUCACAUAUCAGGAAGCACUGGAAUCGGAAAAGAAAGCCAGGCAUAAUCUCCAGAGUUUUCCAGAGGCACUCAUCAUUCCAGUUCUCUACUUGGCCACCCUUACCCAUCGCCCACGACUUCAUGAGAUCUGUGAUGAAAUCUUUGCUUAUGUCAAGGAUCGAUAUUUUGUUGGUGAAACAGUGGAAGUCAUUAGGAGUAAUGGUGCAAGGUUGCCGUGUAAGGUUUUGGAAGUCAUUGCUCCAGUGCAUCACAACGGAAUGGCUAAUGGCCACCUCAGCAGUGCUGAUGGAGACACGAUUGUCAUCAGUGAUAGUGAUGAUUCAGAAACUCACAAUAGUUCUGCACAAAAUGGGAAGAAGAAAGCCAUAAUUGAUCCCUCUUUGUUCAAAUAUAAAGUCCAACCUAUUAAAAAAGAACUUUAUGAAUCUGUUAUUGUUAAAGCAUCUCAGCUAAGCAGGAGGAAGCAUCUGUUUUCUCGUGAUAGACUUAAACUUUUUCUGAAACAGCACUGUGAAGCACAUGAUGGAGUCAUUAAAAUGAAGGCUACAUCAAUUGCAAAAUACAGUCUAGCAGAACAAAAUUUCUCGUACUUCUUUCCCGAUGACCCACCCACAUUUAUCUUCAGUCCUGCAAGCAGAAGGCGAGGGAGGCCUCCAAAGAGGGCCUCUCUUAGUCAGGAGGACAAGGUUACUGCUAAACAAAAUAUCCCAGGAAGCAGAAGUAAGGGAGCAAAGGAAAAGACAAGAUUCCAGAGGCAGAAAGAAGAAAUGCAGGCCAUGGCUUUUGAAAAAGCUAAAUUAAAACGAGAGAAGGCAAAUGCUAUAGAAGCCAGGAGAAAGGAGAAAGAAGAUAAGGAAAAAAAGAGAGAACAAUUAAAGAAGAUUGUGGAAGAAGAAAGGAUGAAGAAGAAAGAGGAGAAAGAGAGGCUCAAAAUAGAAAAGGAAAAAGAAAGAGAGAAGCUGCGAGAAGAAAAAAGAAGAUACGUGGAAUACCUAAAGCAGUGGAGUAAACCUAGGGAAGACAUGGAGUGUGAUGAUCUUAAGGAGCUUCCAGUGCCCAUGCCAGUGAAGACCAGGCUUCCUCCUGAGAUCUUUGGCGAUGCUCUGAUGGUUUUGGAGUUUCUGUAUGCUUUUGGGGAACUCUUUGAUCUUCAAGAUGAGUUUCCUGAAGGAGUAACUUUAGAAGUUUUAGAGGAAGCUCUUGUAGGAAAUGACACUGAAGGCCCACUAUGUGAAUUGCUGUUUUUCUUCCUGACUGCCAUCUUUCAGGCAAUGGCCGAAGAGGAAGAGGAAGUGGCCAAAGAUCAAAUAGCUGACGCUGAGACCAAAGAUUUAACAGAGGCUUUGGAUGAAGAUGCAGACCCCACAAAAUCUGCACUGUCUGCAGUUGCAACUUUGGCAGCUGCAUGGCCCCAGUUACAUCAGGGCUGCAAUUUGAAAAACUUGGAUCUUGAUAGCUGCACUCUUUCUGAGAUUCUCAGACUUCACAUUCUAGCAUCAGGCGCUGAUGUAACAUCAGCUAACGCCAAAUACCGUUACCAGAAACGCGGCGGGUUCGAUGCUACUGACGAUGCUUGCAUGGAGCUGAGAUUAAGUAAUCCUGGCCUCUUGAAGAAGCUUUCAAGUACCUCAGUGUAUGAUUUGUUGCCAGGAGAAAAGAUGAAGAUCCUGCAUGCCCUCUGUGGGAAACUUCUGACUCUCGUCUCCACUCGAGAUUUCAUCGAGGACUCCGUUGACGUGUUACGGCAGGCGAAGCAAGAGUUCAGAGAACUGAAGGCAGAACAGCAUCGCAAAGAGCGAGAAGCGGCGGCAGCAAGGAUACGUAAGAGGAAAGAAGAAAGGUUAAAAGAACAAGAGCUAAAAAUGAAAGAGAAACAAGAAAAGCUGAAGGAAGAGGAGCAAAGAAAUCUUGCUGCAGAAGUACCUGUUGGGGAGGAGGAACGGGAAGAGCUUGAUACCAGCACAGAGAGCAAAGAAGUUGAACGUAAAGAGCAAGACAUGGACACAGUAACAGAGGAUGAAGAGGAGUUGGGACCAAACAAAAAAGGGAGAAGAGGAAGGAGAGGGCAAAAUGGAUAUAAAGAAUUUACAAGGCAAGAAGAGACCAUUUCUGAAAAGAGUGAACCUCUUACUGCUGAAGAGGAAGAAGCUUUAAAACAGGAGCAACAGAAGAAAGAGAAGGAUCUGCUAGAAAAGAUUCAGAACGCGACAGCCUGCACAAAUAUCACCCCUUUAGGUCGCGACCGCAUGUACCGACGCUACUGGAUUUUCCCCUCUGUUCCUGGAUUGUUUAUAGAAGAGGAUUUUUCCGGUCUCACAGAAGACAUGUUGUUGCCUCGAACCUCUUCCUUUCAGAGUAGUGUACAGUCUUGCACAAGUGAACCUCAGGUAUUCAGUAAAACUGGAGAGUCUUUGAAAUCCUCUGAAUCUACCUCCACUCUUGACCAAGAUUCACACAGCAGUGUUGUUGUAGAGGUGCCAAGGCCAGUAUAUAAACCAAACCGUUGGUGCUUUUAUAGUUCUCGGGAACAACUGGACCAACUCCUUGAGGCUCUCAAUUCCCGAGGACAUAGGGAGAGUGCCUUAAAAGAAACUCUUUUACAAGAGAAAAGUAGAAUAUAUGAACAACUAAGCAGUUUUCCUGUGGAAAAAUUCCAUAUUCCAGACAAACCUCAAAGUGACAUUAGACCUCCUUCAGGACGGGGAAGAAUGCCAAACGCCCUUGAUGCAUCUCAGAAAUCUGCAGAAAAGCAGCUUGAAUUGAGACUUAGAGACUUUCUUUUGGACAUUGAAGACAGGAUCUACCAAGGAACAUUGGGGGCUAUUAAGGUUACAGACAGACAGUCUUGGAGAGCAGCCUUAGAACAUGGGCGGUAUGAGUUUCUAAAUGAUGAAAACAAGGAAAAUGGUGUAAUUAAAACUGUGAAUGAAGAAUCGGAUGAAAUGGAAACUGAUGAUCAAGAUAAGUUUAUUGUGAAAGACAGACUUGUUGGAAUAAAAACUGAAGCUCCCAGUGCUGCAUCAACAAGUACAAGUACUCCUCAGGCAGUUAAUAAUGUGGUCCACUACUUGGCGUCUGCACUGCUUCAGAUAGAGCAAGGAAUCGAGCGCAGGUUUCUCAAAGCACCUCUUGAUGCCAGUGAUGGUGGACGAUCCUAUAAAACAGUUCUGGAUCGCUGGAGAGAGUCGCUUCUUUCUUCUACCAGUUUGUCCCAAGUCUUCCUUCACCUCUCCACGCUGGAUCGAAGCGUCAUCUGGUCCAAGUCUAUUCUCAAUGCGCGCUGCAAAGUGUGCCGGAAGAAGGGCGACGCGGAGAGCAUGGUGCUGUGUGACGGCUGCGACCGAGGCUAUCACACCUACUGCAUCAGGCCCAAGCUUAAGGUUAUUCCUGAAGGAGACUGGUUCUGUCCAGAGUGCCGACCGAAGCAGCGCUCCAGGCGCCUCUCCUCCAGACAGAGACCUUCCCUGGAAAGUGAUGAAGAGGCUGCUGAGCGAAUAGAAGAAGGGGAAGACGGUGCAAACUAUGAUGAAAUGGGACAAAGUGAGGAGGAGGAUUAUGAAGAUGAACAAGAUGAGGAGGAUGAAUCUCAAGAGGAAGAGGAAAUAAGCCCGUCAAAGCAAGGAAGACCCCAAGUCAAGUUUCCAUUGAAGAUGAGAGCAGCCAAACUCAACAAUCCUUUCUCCAGCCGGAACUGCCAGCGCCCGGCGAGAUACGCGGCGCGGAGCCAGCCAAGCACGCCCAAGCAGCCGGGCUCCGCGGCCAGGGGCACCAGGAGGGGCCUGAGGAAAGUGAAGUCGGCCCCUCCGUCGGUGACCAAGCCCACGUUAAGACUGCACAGCCGGACCACGCGCCAGAGCCAGGGCUCGCUGCAAGCAGAUGUGUUUGUGGAAUUGCUCAGUCCUCGAAGGCGGCGGCGGGGAAGGAAGAACGCUGAUAACGCGUCCGAGAGCAGCCCCUCCAGUUCUCUUGGGUUUAGAGUUGUUGAUGCUCCAGACUUGAACGAACGGCUUAGAAAGUACCCAGUUUCUGCUUCAAAACUUUCUCUUCCUGUUAGCGAACCCAAGAGAAGAGGCAGGAAACGACAAUCCACAGAGUCAUCUCCUCAAACCUCGUUGAACAGGAGAAGUUCAGGACGUCAGGGUGGAGUUCAUGAGCUCUCGGCUUUUGAGCAGCUGGUGGUAGAGCUGGUACGACACGAUGACAGCUGGCCUUUCAUGAAACUGGUUUCCAAAAUCCAGGUACCAGACUACUAUGAUAUCAUCAAAAAACCUAUUGCCUUAAAUAUCAUCCGUGAAAAAGUGAAUAAAUGUGAAUACAAACUAGCAUCGGAAUUCAUCGAAGACGUUGAGCUGAUGUUUUCCAACUGCUUUGAGUACAACCCUCGUAACACGAGCGAAGCCAAAGCUGGAACCCGGCUCCAGGCUUUCUUCCACAUCCAGGCUCAGAAGCUGGGCCUGCCCGUCGCGUCCGGCACCGUGGACCACGGCGCUCCCCCUGCCAAGAAGUCGCGGAUCUGACCUCUGCCUUCCAAAGGAUUUUCUGAGGGAAUCUUGUAUGUUCAUUAAAAUGAAAUGUUAAAUCAUGCAGUCAUCAUACCUGUAUAAAGCAAUAACAGCUGUUUAACCACCUUGAAGUGUGGCCUGCACUAUAUUCUCAAUGUAAUAUUAAGCACUCAGGAGAAUGUAGGAAAGAUUACCUUUGCUACAGUUUUAUUCAGUGUCUAAUUAUUUUGAUAGAUGUACUGGAUACAGUACUGGUUUACAGAGGUUUUGUACAUUUUUAAUACAUUCAUGUGUCCAGAUAUCUUCCGGUGAUAUGCUGUUUCCUGCACCAAAUGACCUUGUUUCGUUCUCUAGAUUUUCUAGGAGCUGUGGUAUUGAGGGCUUUAUCAACUCAGAUAAAAUCUUCUGCUGUAGCACAGUUGAAGAAACUGUGUGUGUGUUUAAAACUCUUUGCAGCCUGUCUUUACAACACUACACAUGAAUGAGUACAAUUGCAUAUCCUUUAAGUACUGUACCAGUGCUGGCUGGAAGCAUUCAGUCUGAGUUUAUUAAGUAGAUAUUUAUUUAGCAUUCAAAGUAAUUUGUGAAUUUGUUUUGUAUUUAUAAAAUUUGUACUUGGGGAUUAAAAACAAAAACAAAAAAAAAGAGAGUUCCAUAACUUUUUUAAUUUUUUCCUGUGUUUUUGUUUAUUCCUCUCUAACUUCUUGAUGAUCAAUCAAUAAAUACCUUCCCCUCUCCCUGGCAGUUCUUCUAGCAAUGAGUAAUUUACAGGACUGUAUUAUAAGUUUCUAUGUACAACUUUCUAAGUGUACAAAUAAAAUGACACAUUUUUCAAAGUA
Molecule: messenger RNA, 5569 nt
Organism: Tinamus guttatus (white-throated tinamou)
Lineage: Eukaryota; Metazoa; Chordata; Aves; Tinamiformes; Tinamidae
Source: RefSeq, a predicted model, not a curated record